UAAAAAAGUAAUUCAUCCACGUUCACUAAACAAUAAUCAGAACAGUGGGUGUCUUAGGGUGAAUUAGGAGUAUUUGGAGUUGUUCAACAUCAAUGUGCACCAUUUUGUAACCGUGGAACUUCCAUAUCUUACUAGAGAUCAACAAUAAUCUAAACAGCAGGUUUUUCGAAGUGACUUGGCGGCAAAUAAGACCAAGGUUGGUAUUUCAAUCAUUAAACAUAGUAUUUAUUGUAGUUUAACCACGAAAUGCGCAGUUUCCUAACUGUGGGUUUAUUAUGAAUCGCCAAUUCAAAUCACAUUAGGCAUACAUGUGCAAUUUCUGUGGUAAAAAUCCAUUAGUUAGGCUUUCUCAUCCGCUAUAUCGUCCGGAUUUAGUUCUAUGUGAUUAUUUUUGUUUCCAAUACACCCACAAACAAAUAAAUUAGAGAAAAAAUGGACAAAGCAUAGAGCUCAAAAAGAAGUUAUCCAAAAACCUUUAUUUAAUUCAAAAUGUACUUAUUGACUCACACUCGUAUUUGCGGGAAUUUUUUGUCAUUUCCUAUUCAGUAAAUGUUGAACAUCUGGUGGGAAACUGUAUAAGAGUAUUUUCUAUUACGUCUAGUUUUAAUAUUAUGAAAAUAAAUAACUUGUAUAAAAAUGUAAGUUUUGUUUAUAGUGUUUUUAUCGAACACAUUAGUCAGCGGUGGAAAAAAGCUGAUUUCCUACGAAGUGCUAGAAAUUCGGGAAAGUGGCGAAGUUCGAGGGUAAAUUUUUUUCUGCGGUUAAUAAUUUUUUUUCUACUUCACCGUUGGUGAAUCAAAUAAGGGAUUUAAUGACAAGACAAACAAAUCAAUCAGACAGUGAAACGACGAUGUCUCUUCAAAAUGCACCAGAAGACACUAACGAAUCUACGUUCGAAGUACAUGUCGACAAACCUAUCGGUACUCCUUCUAGGUCCCCCUCGUAUGAAAACAAUAAACUUAAACUCGAAGAUCGUUCAAGAAAUCAAAGUUUUUGUAUUAGGAAUAUGCCUGUAUCUAGAAGUCAAAUGAAAGAAUUUAGAGAAGCUUUUCGACUAUUCGAUAAAGAUGGCGAUGGUAGUAUAACGAAAGAAGAAUUAGGUAGAGUUAUGAGGUCGCUUGGACAGUUUGCUCGUACGGAAGAAUUACAACAAAUGUUACAAGAAAUCGACGCUGACGGUGAUGGUAACGUUAGUUUUGAAGAAUUUGUCGAUAUAGCUUGGUCAGCAAGUUCUGGCAACGAUCCAAAUCAAACUUUAUCCUUAGAAGAAGAAGAGAAAGAACUUAGAGACGCUUUUAGGGUGUUUGAUAAACAUAACAGAGGUUACAUAUCGGCUUCAGAUCUCAGAGCAGUGUUACAUUGUCUUGGAGAAGAUUUAUCUGAAGAAGAAAUUGAAGAUAUGAUCAAAGAAGUUGAUGUAGAUGGAGAUGGACGAAUAGAUUUCUAUGAAUUUGUGAAUGCUUUGGGAGAACCUGGAACGGAAGAUAGCUAUGACGAAGAUGAUGAUGACUACCUAGCGUUUUACAAUUAAAUAUUUGAAAAUUAAAGAAAA
This is a messenger RNA of Diorhabda carinulata, 1552 nucleotides long. Its product is annotated as calmodulin-beta-like. The record is from RefSeq and is a predicted model, not a curated record. Lineage: Eukaryota; Metazoa; Arthropoda; Insecta; Coleoptera; Chrysomelidae. Bases 812 to 1531 code for a protein of 239 amino acids. Gene Ontology annotation, molecular function: enzyme regulator activity; calcium ion binding. The transcript is spliced from 7 exons.